AAUUCGUAAUACUUACAUAUUAAUUAAAGCGAAAAUAGGAUUUAAUCAAGUUUAUGGAAAUUAUAUGGCAAUUGAGUCCAACUAUUGUUCAGCAAGGAUCAGAUUUUCAACAGUAUUGAAGAAUCUGUAAGUUGAAAAGCUCAAUCCGUCUCUCCAUCCUUCACUAUCUCUUCAUCUAUUUGAAUACGUCGAAGAAUAAGAAGGAUUUCUGAUUCUGAGGGCGAGACAGAUUUGUGCACAUGAUAGAAAGAGACAGCUCUGAUUUUUUGGCGAACCUUGCAAUUUCCACGAGAGUCAAGAAAUCUCGAGUCCUAUUACUUUUUCCUUUUCUUCUUUUUCUCGCUCUUAUCUGCAGACCUGGGGGAGAAAGUAAACUGACUGAGAUAUUUGUAAUUCAGAUUCUGUUUUUCUCUCGCUCUUGGAAAUUCAAUUUAUUGCGUGCACAUAUACGUAGCAUGGUAAAAAUGGUGGACUCCUGUUAAAACAUGACACUAAAUGAACAUGCAUGAAAUUAAAAGAUGAGAAUGUGUGAGGAGUGAGUGAGCGAGUGCAAAAGUGAGUAUCUGUUCUUCUGCCCCUACACAAUGUCGCGAUGAUUGGCUGGUUUUGAAAUGUGUCAUAGAAAUGGGGAGGACAAAACCAGAAAACAGAACAAGACCAACCAGGCGUUUGCAAAGGGUGUGUGUGCAUGUAUGUAUUUGAUCAUUUUAUAGAAUUUGCAGUUUUCUCUAGUGCUUUGAUGAUGACGGAGAGCACGGUCAUGAUGGUGCUUGGCAGCAGUGUGGAGGCGAGAGAGAGAGAAAGAUAGGGAUUGGAUCGAGAUGAAGGUUUACUUGUUAGUCGGUGUUCAGACCGAGCAUGGGAGAGAGUGGUACAAGAAGAUCAAGUAGCUUUGAGUGGAAGAAAGUGGCCAAGUGGAAGAGAAAGUGGCUCUCAGUCAGCCAAUUGAGGAGAGAAUCUCCUGCCUGAUUGACUUGUUAAUUACUCUAGCGAAUUUUGUUUACUUACCUUAUUAAUUUUAGAUUUGGUUCCAUUCAGGUAGUGGGCAGACGAUGAUAGCACCAGACCAGCGAUCAAAGCGUAUCAUCACAAAUACUUAAGACGUUGAGACAAGUUGAACGAAACGUGUGGGCGAGAGUCGGACUAGUUUACUUUUACCCCGUGAAGUGAUAAUGGUGGUGAUACGGAGAAGAAGAAAGUGAUGCUCUGCAGACUUAAGGAAAGUGAUUCAUCACCAUAAUCAACUUCUACUACUGCAAUAACUAACUCUGCGGCUUAGAUAAUUUGUGAACGAAAGACGUAUAUUUCCCAAUGGGGACGAGAACGUGAUGCGAGGAGUCGGCUGAAGUUUAGUUUAUGCAGUGUGUAUGUAUGUAAGUAAAGUUACACAAAGUGAAAGUGACUGCGGCUUACAAAGUGAGACAAAGGCGAAAGUCUUGGUUGUACAUACUUAUUAGUUUGGCUGCUUCUUCUUCUUCUGGAAAACAGAGAUGUGACUUUCUCCGCCAACUCGACAACAUGACGAAUAACGAUGACUACUAUCUUAACGACACGUACCACCCACUGUACAAUUAUACGACGGAGGACUAUCUCGAUGACCCCAACCUUGAGCCACCCCCGUUCUCAUAUCCUUUCCAAUUCCGUAUCGUGUGCUACAUCUUGUACAAUUUUAUCUUCACCUUUGGACUGAUUGGAAAUCUUCUCGUCUUUUACACCAUUCAUUAUACGCAUCCAAAUAUGAAGACGGUGCAAAACUACUUUCUUGCGAAUCUCGCCUGUGGGGACUUAUUAAUCGUAAUUCUUUGCGUCCCUACCGGAUAUAUUUCCGUACUUUGGCAGUACUGGCCCUUCGGUUCCAUCGCUUGUUUCGUGCUGACCCCAAUGAAAGCCGUGGGAGUUUUCGUAUCCAGCUAUACUCUCGUCGCAUUGGCGAUAGAUCGUUAUUUAGCAAUUUUAUACCCACUCAAGAUGGGUCUCAGCAAACAACAAUGCCGCUGGAUCAUUGGAAUCAUUUGGGUCAGUGCGGUCAUUACUGCGGUCCCGGUCGCUGUAAAUUCCAGGAUCGAGGUGCAUCUGGGCAGCGGUGAGGAGAGGUGUGGAGAGUACGGAUGGGAAUCCUUCACCCAAGAACUUACGUACAGUUUGGUCCUGCUGUUUCUCCAAUACUUGUUCCCAGUCUGUGUCCUAAUCUAUACCUAUACCAGGAUCUCAUUCGUCGUUUGGGGGAAACGGUGUCAGCCCACAUUGACAAGGAGAGGGUCAGGGCAACGAAGCUGGGCGGGUGGCGUCCGCAGUGCGGUCAUUCAACAACCAAGCAAAGGAAAGAGAAAGACCGUCAUCCUUUCACUCUCGGUCGUUUGUGGUUACACACUCGCCUGGCUGCCCUAUAAUAUUGUCUACAUGAUCUACAAACAUGGCCCAGAAUACAUCAUGGAUGCUGAAUUUUUCCCAUAUCUCUUCAUCAUUUGUCACCUCAUUUCAAUGGGGCACUCAAUUUACAACGUAAUUAUUUACACCGUCAUCAAUUCGAGGUUCCGAAGAAGCUUUGCAAUGGUGGUGAAGGCCAAAUGUCCCUGCUGCGUCUGUUUGAUGGGUAAGAACGAGUACAACUUCAGAGGCAGGGGCAGCAGCAGCGUGUGCGGGACGGAAAGACGAAGGGUCGAAAGUCUGGCGGACAACAAUCGGGCGUCCUCCGUAGAAAAGGACCUCAAGUUGAAGAAUGUGAAGGUGGGGACGCCCAGUGUGGGGGUACCUUUGUAAAAAAAUAUCUAAUGGGUUCACACAGUGAGAGAAAUGGGAGACUGAUUUAUUUUAUUGGUGGGGAAAGCAUUAUGAUAAACUAUAAUUUUGUAAAUACAUUAAAUAAAAUAUGUGCGUAAUAAAUUAUAUUGCUUUCAGUGU
Messenger RNA from Folsomia candida, 2901 nucleotides. Its product is annotated as RYamide receptor. The transcript is spliced from 7 exons. Bases 1519 to 2760 code for a protein of 413 amino acids. Gene Ontology annotation, molecular function: neuropeptide Y receptor activity. Lineage: Eukaryota; Metazoa; Arthropoda; Collembola; Entomobryomorpha; Isotomidae. The record is from RefSeq and is a predicted model, not a curated record. Gene Ontology annotation, biological process: neuropeptide signaling pathway. Gene Ontology annotation, cellular component: membrane.